AUGGGUUUCAGAGUGAAACCAGCAUUUGUGCUUCUUGCGCUUUGCGUCGUCUGCUCGCUGCAAACAACCAAAGGCAAGGAUGACGGGGAUGAUGAAGAGAAUAAAGGUCUGGAGAGCGGUGGAGGAAAGACGGAUAAUCAGACGCCCUCGGAAACAAAUUAUGGAUCCGACAACACUGGUGACUAUGGUGUCUAUGAUGCAGAGGUAGGAGGAGAUGGUAGCGGUCCUAGCGGUCCUGGAGGCCCUGGAGGUCGUGAAGGUCCUGGAGGUCCUGGAGGUCGUGGAGGCCCUGGAGGUCCUGGAGGUCGUGAAGGUCCUGGGGGUCGAGGAGGCCCUGGAGGUCGUGAAGGUCCUGGAGGUCGUGGUCGUGGUGGAAAUGGUGGACAAGGCAGCUCCUCAGAGGAAAAUUAA
Molecule: messenger RNA, 411 nt
Organism: Cloeon dipterum
Lineage: Eukaryota; Metazoa; Arthropoda; Insecta; Ephemeroptera; Baetidae
Product: S-antigen protein-like
Exons: 3
Coding region: 1-411 (136 amino acids)
Source: RefSeq, a predicted model, not a curated record